Amyelois transitella is the source of this 1130-nucleotide messenger RNA. RefSeq lists its product as uncharacterized. NCBI's taxonomy places the organism in Eukaryota, Metazoa, Arthropoda, Insecta, Lepidoptera, Pyralidae. The record is from RefSeq and is a predicted model, not a curated record. The coding region runs from base 207 to 989 and encodes 260 amino acids. The transcript has a single exon.
CAUAACAUCUUGCUCCUGCAUUUUUAUAUAAUUUAAAAUAUAAAGAGUACAUAUAUUUACUUCAACUCCAUUUUAAAAUCAAGCCUGAAGCACUAUAAGACCACCGCAGUGUUUGUAACUACAUAUAUGAGGUAAUUCUCUUUAUUUUAAGCACCUACUGCCGGCUACAACACUUUGUACUUCCCAACUUCGCUCGCCACUUCAAUAUGACCUCAAUUGCCACUGUACACGAGCUACAAAAGUCUAUUGAGUCCAACUUAUUGAACAGAAUGGCUGAUUUUGAGAAGCAACUCCAUGCAGCAUCAAGGGAGCCAAUGACUGUUGCUCGGCUCGCUGAGGACUUUAAGUCUUUCAAAACACAUGUCUCAGGCAUCUUGCAAUUGCUUCAUGAACAGAUGAACGAGCUCACUAAGUCCUUUGAUGAAGUUGAAAUGCGGCACCGUCGGAAAUAUCUUUUGUUUGGCGGCAUUCCAGAGUCCGAUAAUAAUGGCAAGGAUGAUGUGGUGGCCUCUGUUUCUUCUAUUAUUUCCAAUAAUCUGGGGAUUGACGGAAUCACCCCAUCUUCAUUUAAAGCAUGCCACAGGAUGGGCCAGAGAAGGGAUGGCCGGCCUCGACCAAUCUUGGUACGGUUUGCAGAAUAUUCCCUUAAGACAUCGAUUUGGCGUAAGAAGACUGCACUCAAAGGAACAUCUUUUGUGAUUUCGGAAUUUCUUACACGCAGACGGCAGGCACUCUUCAUGGAAGCACGCAAAAGAUUCGGGAUCACCAAAUGUUGGUGUCAAGAAGGCAAUAUAUUUGUUAAACCUCCAAAUGGUAGACCUCGAUUAAUAAGCACUGCUAAUGAUAUUGAGCUGGCUGGUGAAGCAUUCAAGAUCCCAAAUGUCCAAAAAUCGCCACUACCUAUGGAGCGUGCUGAUAAUAGGACUGACAAGGCGGGCACUUCGAACAAUGAUAAGCAGCGGCCUAAAAGGGCGGUGAAAGUAAAAUAGCGUGCUACAUAGCUACCCCCUGAUAGUUGCAGAAGUUCUGUUUUAUAGUUUUAUUUUAAGUACCUUCCUACCGUACCGACCUGAGAUAGGUACCGACCACUCAGUAAGUGACAGAACAACUGCCAACUAAUUUGUGGCAUU